Linum trigynum is the source of this 2563-nucleotide messenger RNA. Lineage: Eukaryota; Viridiplantae; Streptophyta; Magnoliopsida; Malpighiales; Linaceae. The record is from the annotation of a GenBank genome assembly.
GUAGCGGUUAGGGGGAAGCAACACCUGAGUGACUUUCCCACAAAAGAGUUUUCAAACCCAAUAACCUUUGCUUUCUUUUAUUUCAAUUAGCAAACCUUUUAAACCAAAGUUUAGUUGCUAGAUAAUGAUUUCAACAACGGAAGUAGGGAUGGACGGACCGGCCCGGGUCGAUAUCUAAAUACUUGCCCUAUAUUGCACCCGAUCAGAGUUUAAAAACUUGGGCUCUAAUUAAGGUUUUAUUGUGGUGUAGUUCCGUGCGAGUCAUUACCACUACGGACGAUAGCUUCCGCACACCUUAGCAUGCCAUGAUGGGAGGCAGAUACAUUGGCCUCAGCUGGUUCUGACCCACCCACACAACCACUCUGGAUGGAUUCGCUAGAGCAUGAUCCUACUUUAUUUGAGUUAAUGUGGACGUCCCAGCUUGAGGGGCAGGUGUUCGGUAGUGCACAUGAUGAGUAUCCUCAGUCUCAAGGGAAGGGUUUGUUCUAUAGUGCGCAUGAUGGGCAUCCCCAGUCUCAUGUGCAGGGUUUGUUCUGUACACGUGAUUAUGAUGAUACAAUGGAGGGAGAUCGGACCAACGCUGAGCGGAGGCCUGCGCUGGACAAGCAUGCAUCGAAGUGUGGUACUAGAGGCCAUCCAAUGGAUCAUCAUGGUGGUCGUUGUGUUGGUUUUCAUGGUGGUCAUUAGUUUGACUAUUAUAUUAUCAAAUGUUUGAGACUAUUUCAUUUCUCAUUUUCCCUUGUGAUGUAUUAUGUUACUAUUAUGAACUUUGAUGGUUAUUUUUCCCUUGUGAUGUAUUAUGAUACUAUUAUGGACUUAUAUGGUUAUUUAUCAUUUCGUGGUGUAUCAUGAUACAAUCAUGGACUAUUUAUCAUUUCAUUACGUGUUAUGGUACUAUUAUUGUCAUGUAUGAUGCUAUUGUCUAAAAUGAAAAUUUGAACUAUAAAAACAACAACAACAACAAGUACUAAAUUUGAUAAAAGUUCUAACAACUACUUCAAACAAUAACAACAACAUCGUUCAAAAGUUCAAACAACUACUACAUUUGAUAAAAGUUCCAACAACUACUUCAAACAAUAAGACCUACUACUUCGUUCCAAAGUUCCAACAACUACUCCAAACAACAACAAAUAAAAGUUCCACCAAACUACCGACCAUGUUUAUUACCACUACUUCCUUUUUUACUACCUCUCGAACAUCGUUGGCCACCACUUCCUUUUUGCUGGCUCCCGCUACCACUUGCUUGGCCACCACAAGUUGAUGCAUUAUGUCCAGAUUGGUUAUAGUUUCUACACACUUGUUGAGCUACACCCUCUCUUGUCCUAUCAUCUUUUUGUGAAUUAUUGUUGGUCGUGGCCUCCCCGUCUUCCUAAUCAUGUGCACAUUAGGAUGGAGUGUAGGGCCAUUGUGCUUCUUCCAACCCUUAGGUUCACCAAGAGGUUUGCAACUUGUCCAAUAACAAGCCAAUACUCUUUCAAGCUUGUAGAUGUCGUUUACAAACCUAUAUGGGUUAGCCCCCAUUCGGUUGCAAGCUGCAAUGGCAUGAGAGCAAGAAAUUUUAUUUCCUUGUAAUUUCCCACAAGUGCAAAACCCCACCCGAUUGUUGUUGUCAAAGUGCAUUGUGAGUGUGUUUGAACCAGUCAUGUUGAAAUUAUUGGGAGGAGUCUGAACUACAUAGAUGCCCUAACGUCGAUCUAACCCCGUCACAGAAUGUCCAACUACCUUUUGUGCCCAUGGCUUCAUAAGAUCUUUUCAUGUCGUGGUUUACUGUGAAUGACCAUUUUUUACUUGUGCUUCUGUUUCCAACCUCAUCUUAUCGAUUUCUCCAAUAAUCGCCAAUAAGUAUGUUGCAUAAGAGAAGCUACAGGAAGUGAACAAAUACCUUUGAAAACACCAUUCAUGCUCUCUGCCAUGUUGGAUGUCAUGAUAGACCAUUGAUGCCCACCAUUAUGGUUAUCACAUGCUAAGCGAUUUGAUUUUGGUUCACCCAACUAUUGUAUGAAACAUUACUAUCAGCAUCUUCUUAAAUUGCUCAACUUGACGAUCGAACUUCUCCAAGCAUUUUUCUCCAGCUAACACAAUAAAUAACCACCCAAAUUUGAUAUAUUCAUGACAAAAUUAAAUGAAAAUAAAUAAUACAUAACAAUAAAUAACCACACGAGUUAGAUAUAUUCAUGACAAAAUUAAAUGAAAAUUAAUAAUACAUAACAAUAAAUAACCAUAACAAUGAAGGCUUACCGACUCAAAACACUUGAUUAUACAUAAUCUUGCUUUUAGUCUUCCAUUGCAAGUUGCUUGCAUAGUGUCGCAUGCACCACCUCCACUCUCAACCUCAUCCGAUGUCACUCAUGGUUUCAUAGAGUCCCACAUGUCUAUAUGAGAUGAUGCAGACAUAAUUCGGUCGCCAAACCUUGAAGGUUUCUUAUGAACCAUGGCCAACUAUCGGUAUUCUCACUCUCCACUAUGGCAAAUGCAAUUGGAAAAAUCUUCUUCUGGCCAUCAAAUGAGCUUGCCAUGAGUAGCACUACUUUAUACUUUCUAGUAAGAAAUGUUCCAUCAACAA